Molecule: messenger RNA, 660 nt
Organism: Helobdella robusta
Lineage: Eukaryota; Metazoa; Annelida; Clitellata; Rhynchobdellida; Glossiphoniidae
Exons: 1
Biological process (GO): mitochondrial DNA replication
Cellular component (GO): mitochondrion
Molecular function (GO): single-stranded DNA exodeoxyribonuclease activity
Source: RefSeq, a predicted model, not a curated record
AAAAUUUUGUGGAAGAAUUUGUCUCUUCCUAGUGUUUCCCUAAUUCUGAAAUCAACAAUGUCUCCAGAAAACAUAUAUAUACUUGAAGAAUGGGAAAAGAAGAUGAUUGCACAGAUGGGAAUCAGCGAAUUUGAAUUGUACAAAAAAGCUUUGUUUGAAAAUGGUUAUCGUUUGCAUAGCUGCAUUAAAAGUUUUCUUGAAGGUCAAAUGAAUGUUAAUAUAUCUCCAUCAAUUGAAGGGUACUGGAAUAGUGUUCAGCAUGUUCUAGAAGAAAUUGAAGAUACAAUUGCUCUAGAAUUGCCUGUUCAGAACACAAAUCUUAAUUAUAAAGGAAUUCUUGAUGGUGUUUUUGUUUAUAAAAAAAAAUUGUGUGUGGUAGAAUGGAAGACAUCAAAAAGACUGAAAUCAUCAUUAGAUAAAACGUUUGACAAUCCAUUACAACUUGUUGCCUAUUUAGCAGCAUUUAAUCAACAGUUAUUUCAUCCUGAUUUUGUAAAAUAUAAGCAGAAAAUUGAAAAAAUUAAUUUACAAACUGCUUUUAUCGAAAACUGUUUAUUAGUAAUCACGUAUGAGGAUGGCACAAAAGCUGAUGUACAUCACAUGAACAGAGAAAUAUGUAACAAAUAUUGGGAAGAUUGGUUACAGAGACUACAUAAGUAU